Messenger RNA from Haemorhous mexicanus (house finch), 968 nucleotides. It is a transcript of the gene ZCCHC9, whose product is annotated as zinc finger CCHC-type containing 9. The transcript has 5 exons. Lineage: Eukaryota; Metazoa; Chordata; Aves; Passeriformes; Fringillidae. Gene Ontology annotation, molecular function: nucleic acid binding; zinc ion binding. The record is from RefSeq and is a predicted model, not a curated record. Bases 52 to 744 code for a protein of 230 amino acids.
CAUCAGCGUGCGCGGUCCGGCCGUGCCGGGCCCGGAGCCUUUGCCGGUGCCAUGACCCGCUGGGCCCGGCGCAAUGCCCCGCCCGGGGCCCGGGCGCUGUCCGCCACCCCCUGGGAGCAGCUGGCGCCCAGCGCGGAGCCGGAGCCGCCGCGGGCAGGCCGGAGCAGGAGGAGGAAGAAGGAGUACGAGAACCAGGACGUGAACGGGUUCGCGGCACAUCGCGGGGAGCAGGAGGAGGAGGAGGAGGCGCGGAGGAAGGACAGGCGGCGGGAGAGCAGGAGGCUGAGGAGGCAGGAGAGGAAGAAGAACGCCAUGGUGUGUUUCCACUGCAGAGAACCUGGCCACGGCGUGGCUGAUUGUCCUGCAGUGCUGGAGAGCCAAGACAUGGGGACAGGGAUUUGCUACCGCUGCGGAUCCACGGAGCACGACCUCAGCAAAUGCAGAGCCAAGGUGGAUCCAGCUGCUGGGCCAUUUCCAUAUGCAAAGUGUUUCAUCUGUGGUGAGAUGGGACAUCUGUCAAGGUCAUGUCCAGAUAAUCCCAAGGGGUUGUAUGCUGAAGGUGGGGGCUGCAAACUGUGUGGCUCUGUGGAGCACUUCAAAAAAGACUGCCCAGAGAAGCAGAACACAGAGCAGGUGACAGUGGGGCGCUGGACCCCCGGCCUGAGCGCGGACCACGAGGACGUCGCGGCCGUGCCGGCGCCGCAGAGAGCGCAGCCCAAGCGACCCAAGGUUGUCACUUUCUGAAGGCUCCUGCCUCUCCAGGAGUUCUCCUGCGCUGCUGCACCCGAGUGCUGACGACGGAGAGUGGAUCCAGAAAAUCAAGCAAGCUGCAGAGGAGCUGUUGGUUUUCUGUCUCCCCUCUUUUUCCCGGUUUGCCUCCCAAACUUGCCUGGCGCACUGUAAAGCUGGGAACAAGAGGAGCACAGCAAGUGGCUGUUUGAUUAAAGGAAUUGUGGGUGUUUUCUAAA